Pectinophora gossypiella (pink bollworm) is the source of this 1065-nucleotide messenger RNA. Its product is annotated as cAMP-dependent protein kinase catalytic subunit alpha-like. Gene Ontology annotation, biological process: peptidyl-serine phosphorylation. Bases 1 to 1065 code for a protein of 354 amino acids. Gene Ontology annotation, cellular component: nucleus; cAMP-dependent protein kinase complex. Gene Ontology annotation, molecular function: ATP binding; cAMP-dependent protein kinase activity. The transcript has a single exon. Lineage: Eukaryota; Metazoa; Arthropoda; Insecta; Lepidoptera; Gelechiidae. The record is from RefSeq and is a predicted model, not a curated record.
AUGCAAAGCAGCGUCAGACUCGAUGGCUACACAGAACAACAACAGCAACAAUACAACCUAUGCUUAGCUCAAUUGAAAGAAGAGUUUACUCAAAGAUGGGGAAAGACACCAAAGUUCACUCUCGAUUUUUCAGAUUUGGAGCGAGUGAAAACUCUUGGCACUGGCGCAUUUGGUAGGGUGUUAUUAAUGAGACACAAGAAAAAAGAGAAUAAAUAUUACGCCAUGAAAGUUUUGGACAAAGAAAGAAUCAUUAAAAUGAAACAAGUCGAACACACACUGUAUGAGAAGCGCAUUCUUGAAGCAAUAAGGUUUCCAUUUAUGGUGUCAAUGGAAUUUAGUUUCAAGGAUAACAGUAACAUUUACUUUGUUAUGCCUUUUAUCCAAGGAGGUGAAAUGUUCACGCAUCUGCGGCGAAUGAGAAAAUUUGAUGAACCUUUGGCAAAAUUUUACGCCAGUCAAGUAGUUCUCGCGUUAGAAUACUUGCAUUACUGCGAUCUGGUAUACCGCGACUUGAAGCCUGAAAAUAUCUUGAUCGAUAGAAAUGGUUACUUAAAAAUUACUGAUUUUGGAUUUUGUAAAUUGUUGCAAGGGAGAACGUGGACCCUGUGCGGAACUCCCGAGUAUUUGGCACCCGAAUUAAUUCUAAGUAAAGGCUAUGGAUUUUCUGUAGACUGGUGGUCGUUCGGUGUGCUUUUGUUUGAAAUGAAUGCUGGUUAUCCGCCCUUCUACGCCAAUGAACCCAUGAGGACGUAUGAAAAAAUUGUCGCUGGUAAAUACAGGUGUCCUUCGAACUUUACUCCUGACCUGAGGGAUCUCCUUCGGAAUAUUCUACAAGUUGAUAUCACUAAACGCUAUGGUGUUAUGAAAAAUGGAAUCUUGGAUUACAAGAACCACAGGUGGUUUACUGGCAUUGAAUGGGAACUCAUUCUGAACUGCCGAGCGCCAGUACCAUUCGUGCCCAAAUUGAAAAGUCCUUGUGACACUGGUCAUUUUGAACACUACGCUGAAGACAGUAUACAACCUGUAUCUACUUGUCGUUAUGAAUAUGAGUUUAUGGACUUUUAG